This is a messenger RNA of Triticum dicoccoides, 1576 nucleotides long. RefSeq lists its product as uncharacterized. The transcript has 3 exons. Gene Ontology annotation, molecular function: protein binding. The coding region runs from base 56 to 1294 and encodes 412 amino acids. NCBI's taxonomy places the organism in Eukaryota, Viridiplantae, Streptophyta, Magnoliopsida, Poales, Poaceae. The record is from RefSeq and is a predicted model, not a curated record.
GUUUUAAAGCUCACAAAGCGUAAGUGUACGAUGUGGGGAUUGAUUUUCCAAGGAGAUGGAUGUGGGAGCACCCGACCUCAUCACCGCCCUCCCGGAUGAUAUGCUUGUCGAGAUCCUCGUCCGCCUCCGCUGCCCCCGCGCCGCCGCGCGCACCGGCGGCCUCUCCCGCUCGUGGCGCGGUCUCUGGACCCGCCUCCCCAUCCACGUCUUCCGCGGCGUCGCGCUCGGCUCCGUCCAAGCGGCGCUCGCUUCGAUCAAAGCCGAGGGCGGCCCCGGCGCGAGCGUGACGCUCCUCGACAUCUCCGUUCCGGAGGCGUCCCUCUCCGAAUCGGAGUUGAGAGAGCGCGUCCCCAAGCUGCUGGACGCCGCCGCGGAGCUCUCGCCGGUGGAGUUCCGCCUCGCCGUCUGGGAAAACACGCCGUUCAAGUACGUCAAAGUGGUCGUGCCCCGCUUCCCACGCGCCACCUCGGUGGAGCUGCAAGGGCUGGAUCUCGCCUUCGCCGACCAGCCAUGCAGCUGGCAGGGGUUCCCGGCGCUGGAGAGGCUCUCCCUCACGAGCUGCCGCGCCGUCCUCACCAACCUGCUGCGCCGCUGUCCGCGGCUGCGCGUGUUGAGGCUCAGGGAUGAUCUUCUUGUCUGUCAACACACAAACAUCAUCAUCAAAUCCUCGUCGCUGCAGGAGCUGGAUGUGGAGAACAGGGUCCCCUUCCUGCACCGCAUCCACAUCCACGCACCUGCGCUCAAGCGAUUGGCCAUGUCCUUUGCCAGCAGCAACAACAUCAUUGUGUCGGUGUCCGUUUCGGCACCAGUGCUGGAGAAGGUCUCAUGGCGCUGCAGGUAUUCCACCGUGUCCACCGGGCUUGGUGUGUCUGUCGGCCUUGGCCCUUGGGGCCUCUUGUCUGUGAGAUUACAGACGGCAGAGACCAAUGGACAGGUUCAUCCUCACGUCCAUGUCCUGUCGCUGUUCGCGGCCGCCCAUACUUCAUAUAGAUUUUCAGAGGGGCUCAGCCUUACGACGGAGAUAGAGAGACAUAUGGUUACCCUUUUCUCUGUGCUGGAGCUACACGUCCAAACGUUGGGGCAUGUUUUUGGAGCAUUUGCAUUGCAUAUAUUUGACAUCGAACGGAUCCGCACUAAUACAGAAAGCCUUAAGGUCAUCCUGAUGAGAUCAGAGGGUCAAUAUGCAGCUGCCAUAGUGGUGCGCCGACAUGAUGAUCUUCAUUGUCAUGUUUACCAGUUCAGGGGCUCAUCGAAGAGAUCGUUCUAUCCCGUGUCGACCGACUCCACUAGCUAGCUGGUUUCAGGAUUUUGCUUGGUUGCUUCAUGUUAUUUUGCUAAUAAUGCAGUGUGGAAUUGUUCAUGGUGUCCAGUUCGUCAACUGAGUGCGACGAGUUGAUCACAUGGUUGUUGUCUGAAUUUCAUGUACUAUGAAAAGGUUUGUGACAUUCCCAUAUGAAACGGUUCUCAUCUUCUUGCUCAGGAAAUUGUGUCCUGAGAUCUUUGGUUUAUUUACAACAAGGAACAGUUAUUUGUAAAACUGGUUCUCCGACACUGAAUAUUACAUGAGUUAUGAACA